Rotaria socialis is the source of this 2340-nucleotide messenger RNA. The record is from the annotation of a GenBank genome assembly. NCBI's taxonomy places the organism in Eukaryota, Metazoa, Rotifera, Eurotatoria, Philodinida, Philodinidae.
AUGGGUUGUGUUUCAUCGAGAUCAAAGAAGAAUAAAGCAAAAGGUUCUGCAAGUGUACCUGCUGGUUUUACACAAUCUGCCGCUCAUAGGAGAGCGAAUAUCAAGAUGGUACAGAAUAUGCUUCUCAUCUGGUUGGACGCUAAUAUUAACGAUAACAACGCCGACAGUCAAAACACAAUUACACAGCUACGACAAGUGAUAAACACCAUCGAAGCUUUCGAUGAUGGUGAAAAUUGUAUCCAGUUUUUGGAAGAAAUUCGCGAUGAGAAAGCCUGUAUGAUCAUUUCCGGUUCACUGGGUAGACAUAUUGUACCUCGUGUGCACGAUAUGUCUCAAGUGGAUUCCAUUUUUAUUUUUUGCAGUAAUAAACGAUAUCAUGAACGAUGGGUUACGAAUUGGUCGAAGGUCAAGGGAGUGUUCACAGAUAUCAAUCUGAUAUGUGAUGCUCUCAAGCAAUCGGCUAAGGACUGUGAGCACAAUGCCAUCAGGUUUACCAUGAUGGAUACUGGAAAGGACAUAUCGAGAAGGAAUCUGGAUCAAUUAGAUCCAAUGUUCAUGUAUACACACAUCAUGAAGGAAAUACUCUUGGAGAUUGAAUUCGAAGACAAACACAUCCUGAACUUUACUAAGUAUUGUCAACAAACACUGGAACAAGACAAUAAGAAAGAAUUAGACAACGUCAAAUUGUUGGAACGUGAUUAUCAUAUAAAAACACCGAUUUGGUGGUAUACAUUGGAUUCAUUCUUGUAUGGCAUGCUCAAUCGAGCUUUGGCCCGAUCAGAAGUCGACGUAAUUAUUAAAAUGGGCUUUUUUAUUGGAGAUAUCCAUCGUCAUAUUACCGAACUACAUAAAAACCAAUUCGCUGGUGAAAAUGCUAAUGAAAAAUUCAUCGUGUAUCGUGGACAGGGAAUGUCCAAGGAAGAUUUAGAAAAUGUGUCGAAAAAUAAAGGUGGCUUAAUUUCGUUCAACAACUUUUUGUCUACAAGUAAGACAGAAAAGGUUGCAAUGGAUUUCCUCAAACGUGCUCUUUCCAUACAUGAUCGGGUAGGUGUUCUUUUUGUUAUCACCAUAGAUCCAGCACAAUCCACAACACCAUUUGCUUCUGUUGCUGAAGUAGGUUAUUUUAAAAAUGAAGAAGAUGAAAUUCUUUUUGCCAUGCACACUGUAUUUCGUAUUAAACGUAUCGGACAAGCAGAUAAAAAUCCACGUAUAUUUCGAGUCGAAUUGGAGCUGACGAAUGAUAAUGACAAAGAUCUUCAGGCGUUGACGGGAACCAUUCGUGAAGAAACUUAUCCAGAUGAAGCAGGUUGGCAACGAUUAGCUGAAGUGUUGGUAAUGAAAUUAGGCCAACCAGUGAAAGCGGAAGAAAUUUAUCAAAUUUUAAUGAAACAAGAAUCUAGAGACAACAAGAAAGGAUAUCUAUACAAUCGACUUGGUUUAUGUAAACUCAAGCAAGCAGAGUAUACAGAAGCAAUUCAAUUCUAUGAAAAAUCAAUUGAAACCUACGAAAUGUAUUCCCAGGAAGAUCAUCUGGGUAUUGCAUGGUCCUACAGUAACUUAGGUUUGGUGUAUUCCAACAUGAGUGAAUAUGAAAACGCACAUUCAUAUUAUGAAAAAGCACUUGUCAUUCGACAACAAUCGCUUCCUUUCAAUCAUCCUGAUUUGGCUUCCUCCUACAACAACAUCGGUAACGUAUGCUACAACAUGAGUGAAUAUGAAAAAGCUCAUUCUUAUUACGAGAAAGCACUUACAAUUCGACAAGGAUCACUUCCUUCUAAACAUCCUGAUUUGGCUACAUCCCACAACAACAUAGGUUUAGUGUAUCGCAGCAUGAAUGAAUAUGAAAAAGCACUUUUGUCUCACGAAAAAGCACUUGACAUACGAGAACAAUCACUUCCUCCCAAUCACCCUGAUGUGGCAAUAUCGCACAACAACAUUGGUUUAGUGUACCACGACAUGGGUGAAUAUGCAAAAGCACUUUUGUCUCACGAAAAAGCACUUGCCAUGCGACAACAAUCACUUCAUUCCAAUCACCCUGAUGUGGCAACAUCGUACAACAACAUCGGUUUAGUGUAUCACGACAUGGGUGAAUAUGCAAAAGCACUUUUGUCUCACGAAAAAGCUCUUGCGAUUAGACAACAAUCACUUCCUUCUACUCACCCUGAUGUAGCAACAUCGUACAACAACAUCGGUUUAGUUUAUGAGAACAUGAAAAAUUAUUCAAAAGCGCGUAUAUACUACGAAGAAACUGUAAAAAUCGAAGAAAAAUCACUAAUUUCGAGCCAUUGCAAUUUGCAAGACUAUAGAAAGAACCUUGAUAGAAUGAAAAGCAAAUUAUAA